AUGGAGCCCUCAACCCCGCAGUAUAUUGCUAACCAGCAAUAUACAAGCGGUUGGUGGGCUGUUGAACAGGGAGAUGGCGUCCAUUCAGCCAUAGAGAUUGCUGAAACAGAGCCCUUGACUGUGCCGGCCUCACACGACUUCCCAUUAGGACAGUUUGCUUGCCUAGAACUCAUCAAUUCCCUGCCCAGCGCUCAGCUUCCGGGUCCCAUGCAUUGCUCGGAUUGGUCUUAUGAACAGCGCCGGGCUGCACAGAGUAUCCUUCCGUUCUUAUAUCUAGGACCUGCCACUGUCACUCGAGAUCAGGACUUUCUUCGACGGGAGGGUAUUACACUACUCCUGGCCAUCAGGGAUCGAAAUCGAGUCCAAGCCUUGACGGUCAAUGGGGAUAAAGCGGCGGCCGCACUGGGUAUUGAAUCGGACUUCUUUGAGGUAUCCAGCACGCAGGAGCUUAUCAGUCAGUUUCCGAAUGCCAUCCGGCGGAUCAACAACCAUAUAUGUCCAUGUCCGUCUCAUCGGCCUCCGGGUGGGAGCCAGGAGGAGAGGAAAGUACUCGUGUUCUGCGACACGGGGAAUGAGAAAUCAGCAUGCGUAGUCGCCGCAUACCUUAUGGUUAUGUACCACGCCAGAGCCGUCGCAGCAGGAAGCCAUGUUCAAGUACGGAGGUUAUGUACAAACCUGGGCUUGGCCUUUGGCAACAUAUUGAUGUCUUUCGAGACUAUACUCGAUGCACAAAAGGCUGUCGUUAGAAACACGGCGGCUCAGCAAAAGCAAGCCGGUGGACUAGAGCCUGACUGUCAACCUUCUCGGAAAAGGUCUUUUUAUGUCGCCUAUGAAUCAUCUACGGAUGGUGGAAACAUGGGCAUGGACAUGGACUUGGGAGGACAGGAGAGGGAGGACUAUCCAAGCCGGCCUUCACUGCCUCCAUUCCGUGAUUUAAGCCGAGGAUAA
Molecule: messenger RNA, 948 nt
Organism: Arthroderma uncinatum
Lineage: Eukaryota; Fungi; Ascomycota; Eurotiomycetes; Onygenales; Arthrodermataceae
Product: FMI2 protein
Exons: 1
Coding region: 1-948 (315 amino acids)
Biological process (GO): negative regulation of protein binding; protein dephosphorylation; regulation of ERK1 and ERK2 cascade
Cellular component (GO): nucleoplasm; cytoplasm
Molecular function (GO): protein tyrosine/serine/threonine phosphatase activity; F-box domain binding
Source: RefSeq, a predicted model, not a curated record